AUAAUGUGAUGCCCUUUGGAAUUCUCGCUGUCUUCGCAAAUACAUGCUCUCUGUGUGUAUGCCGUUUGUUUUGGUUUGGUGGGGCUGCAGUUGUUUUAGACCCUUCCUCCUUUCUUUCUUUCUUUCGGGUGGGUCUGCCUUCAACUACAGACUUAGUUCAAUUCAAUUCAAUAAUAAUGGUUGGACUACAGAGAGAGAGAGAGAGAGAGAGAGAGAGAGAGAGAGAGAGGCAUAGAUAGAUAAUUCCAAAGCUUGAUUUGGAAUAUGGGCCCUUAAUUCUCUAAUUCAGAACGGGUGAAGAAGAUCUGGAGUUUUUCAAUCAAUUCAAGAACGUAUAGUUUUCGCCCUCUCAAUCAUUCUGUCCACCAGGAAACAACAAUCUGUGGAUGCAGAAAUGAAGAAUUCAAAUUAACCCCUCUGAGGCGCGUGUUAAUUGGAGGAUCUGAGGCAAACCCACUUCGUUUCCAGAAUUAUACGUUUGUAACUCGACUUUCAGUUCCUGAGGAACCCUUUAAUUACUAGUCAGUUCAACUGCUAUGGCGUCUGAUCACUGUGGAUCCAGCCUGCUUCUAGCGCUGCCAGACGAUGUUUUUGCCAUUGUGACCCGGUCUCUCUCUCCCAGAGACGUUUGUAAUCUGGGUUUGUGCUGCCGGAGCCUAUAUGCUCUUGCAGCUUUUGAUAAGGUCUGGCUUUCCCAAUGUGACGUGACAGGAGUUGUUCCCCCUCAGGACCUUGCUGAUUGGCGAAAGGGUGUUGCGUCUUAUAAGGCUCUUUGUCGGUUCCUUGUCAGCGUUCAGCCGUUAAUUGGAAUUUGGGUUCAUCAGAACCCGGAGCUAGGAAAUGUUGUUUAUGUGAUGCCUGGUUUUCUUUCAGUUGUUGGAUGCCGUAUCAUCCCGCAAGAGCUAGGUCCGUUGGGUAUUGAAGAUGGUCCUAUUUUGUGGACUCCCGUCUUUGAAAUUGUUGCUGAUUUUGAUGGGUCAGCUGCAUUCUUUUUACAUGGGAGGGAGAGGGAAAAUGACUAUUUUUAUCCUGGUUUGCUCAAGCCUGUUGACAGAAACUGCAAUGCGCUAUUGCUUGAAGCUGAGCCCAGGCAACAAAGAAAUGGAGGCAAAUUGGUUCAUAAUAAAAGCUUUGGUUAUAAUUUGGAUACAGAGUCUUCAAGAAGGAUUUCUCGAUCAGAUAGUGGGCUUUCAAAAUCUCAAAGAGUAACUAGGCAUGCUGCUCCAGCAGUGCCUUUCAGCCGAUUGGCAUUUGGUGAUCGAAGAAAGCUGCUAGAGAUUGUCACCAGUCAAGUUCGUUUCCAGGUACCAGAUUCAGCAAAUGGGUUGUUCUUUCCGUGUUUGAGGGGUGAUGAGGCAAAUAUUCACCAGGAUGUGGCACUCUUAUCUGAGCGGAGAUCAUUACUUAUUCAGAUGUAUAAGUUUGGUGGGGGGUGUGACAAUUUGAAGGGCAGUCCAGAUCUGCCUCCAGAUCCCACUGAGUUGCAAUUGAGUGAGAUCAGGAAGAGUCUUGAUCGUUCAGGGGGUCUUCAUAAGUCCUCCAAUGGCCAUGAUGGUUGCACGCAAAGCAUUAAAAGGAAAAGUCUUGGUGGUUAUUUUAGGGAUAGCCUAAAACAGAUAUUAGGGAGGUCAAGCUCAAACAAUGGUAGCCAUGAAAUCCGGAAAACUGGUUGUUCAAGCAGCGAGAAUAGGCAUGCCAAACUUAUUGAGUUUCUGCGGUCUGGUGAUACAAUUGGAUUGACUUUACAUGCCUCAACUUUGAAGUUGCAUUCUUAUAAAGCAUGGCCAAAUAUGCAUGAUAGUCAAUUUGCUCUUUACAAGUUGCCUGUGCAGGUCCCAAAGGUAGGCCAAGAAUAUGCUGGUCUAUGGGGAGGGACUUUUGGAUGGCCUCCAGGAAAGCCUACUGAAGACAAACCUGGAAAAGCUCUGUUCUUUCUUCUGCUCUCCUAUGAAGAAUCACAAGGACAGCAGCUCCUCAUUGCAACCAAAAUAUUAGAGGGGACCCAUUAUGUUUUGCAUCCAAAUGGCUCUGCAAUGUUUAUAGUGAAUACUGACAUGCCUUCACUUGAGCCUUUCCCCUGGGCUACUGAUGGAGAUUCCAAUCCUGUUGAUGUUAAGAAUGCCUUUGUUGGGAAAGGAAUUGCAAAUGGAUAUGGUUUUCGAUAUCCUGGCUCAAAGCCUGGUUUUCUUUUUGUGAUCGAAGGUGGAUUGCUUGCCUUUAUAUGGAAGGAAUCCAGGGCUGUUUUGACCUUGCAGAGGCUUAAUUUGCCAGAGCUUUUGAAGAAGGGUCAACGGGUGCCUGCUCUACCUCCUAGUUUGAACUUCUCAUAUUUAACAAAAUCCUACUCAAAUGUGUUUGCUGGCUUCUCAAACACUUCAACCUGCCUGUCUUCACCAAGCUCAACGUCACUUGGAAAAGCUGCUCCGAUAUUCUAAAUGUCAACUUCCAUGUUUCUUCUAUUCGACAGGGAAAAUAAUUUGUAGGACAUUUUGCAGUGGGUUUAGAAUGCAAGUAUCGACAUUUCGUAAUUGGUGUAUGGCCACUACUUCGGAUCUUGCAAAUGUCCAGAGCAUCUUAUGGCUGCAAACUGGUGUUUCAAUGGUGUCGGACUUCAUUUAUCAUAAUAAUUCUCAUUGAUGGCGUUCACUUUGCUGCUUCCCACUGUGACAGGGUUGUUCUCAUAAACACGGUAAAGUUUGUGGUUAUCUUCUUUGUGCUUGAAAUAUUGGGGUGCUUGCAAACAGAGAUCAUUCAUUAGGAAAAUAAACAUUAACAUUGGCACAGCUGAAAGUAUAUAUAGCAAGAUUUGGCUUGUUACUAGUAGGAGAAAGAACAAAUUGGGGUGAUCCUAAUAAAGUUUCUUCAUUAAUUCAAGACAGAAAGUUCAAUGUGCUACCUUCUA
Diospyros lotus (date-plum) is the source of this 2902-nucleotide messenger RNA. Its product is annotated as F-box protein At5g39450-like. Lineage: Eukaryota; Viridiplantae; Streptophyta; Magnoliopsida; Ericales; Ebenaceae. The transcript has 3 exons. The record is from RefSeq and is a predicted model, not a curated record. Gene Ontology annotation, molecular function: protein binding. The coding region runs from base 537 to 2435 and encodes 632 amino acids.